UAUCCGAUGACCGGAAAACGGACAGUGCAUGUUUUCGUUUUGGGUGACCUAGCUCGGUCACCCCGUAUUGCUACUCACGCUCGUUAUUUGGCCGACGAGGGCUGGUCUGUGACAAUUUCGGGAUUUUCGCCUUCUGGCGACUUUUCGAUGGCGAAGCGACCAUUGCGAGUAUUACCUAUUCCACCAUCUCCAAACUUUCGUAAAUUCUUGUAUCCUCCAAUGUUGGCAUUGAUUCUUAAAAAGCAUCUGAAAGCCAAUGGCAUUCUCGCUUCAGUAGUCUAUGACCGUCCUCCGGACGAAUUCAAACCAACGUCUGCUGAUUCUGCGCACAGACUUUUAUCCAGGUUGUCUUCGGAGUAUCCACAACUUGGUGAUCCAGAAGGAUCGCUGCGUCGUACAAGGUUAACCGAGAUUACAGCACUUCCUGCUACUCUUGGUGGUAGCACUCCUCAGUGGCGUCCGGAUCGACCCGCUUUUGUUGUGAGUAGCUGCAGUUGGACUCCGGAUGAUGAUUUCAGUCUCGUUGUGGAUGCCCUCGAUUGUUAUGACAAAAGCGCAGCUCUACCGCACUCUUUUCUGCCAAACAUUCUGUUUGCAGUAACUGGCCGGGGACCUUUAAGAGAUCACUUUGCACAACUCAUCGAUUCCAAACAGUGGUCUCAUGUCGAAGUGAUCAUGCCGUGGUUGGAAUGGGCUGACUAUCCCGUUUUGUUGGGCUGUGCCGAUUUGGGAAUUAGUGUGCAUCGUAGUUCAUCCAAUUUGGACCUUCCCAUGAAGGUCGUUGAUCUGUUCGGCGUCGGGGUUCCGGUUUUGGCGCUCGCCUAUCCAGCAUUAGCAGAACUUAUGCCAGAGGAUCGGUUUGGUGGGAUGUUCACAAAUUCCUCGGAUUUAGCGGAACAACUGAUCGACCUGUUAUACACCCAACCAAAAUCGGCAACUAUCGGGUCCCCGCACCUACUGACUUAUCGGAACAAUUUAAAAGAGGCCAUGACAACGACCCCCCGGGGGCAUGCCUACUGGCGGGAUGUUUGCCUUCCAAUUUUUGAGAACAUGAUUAAGCCUGAAUAACACAGUUUGAUUUUUUUUCAAAUUCUCAUUGGGGUAUUGCGUUCCCAACCUUCAUUUUUAAAUCGAAUUCUAUUACUAUUUUCUAUGAUUUCUCUUUUCACUUUUUCGCGCGGCCUACACCUGUGAGGAGCGCCUUGCUAGUUUG
Opisthorchis viverrini is the source of this 1213-nucleotide messenger RNA. RefSeq lists its product as hypothetical. Gene Ontology annotation, molecular function: mannosyltransferase activity. The transcript is spliced from 5 exons. Bases 7 to 1068 code for a protein of 353 amino acids. The record is from RefSeq and is a predicted model, not a curated record. Gene Ontology annotation, cellular component: endoplasmic reticulum. Lineage: Eukaryota; Metazoa; Platyhelminthes; Trematoda; Opisthorchiida; Opisthorchiidae.